This is a messenger RNA of Papaver somniferum (opium poppy), 2347 nucleotides long. Its product is annotated as sodium/hydrogen exchanger 1-like. Gene Ontology annotation, cellular component: membrane. Lineage: Eukaryota; Viridiplantae; Streptophyta; Magnoliopsida; Ranunculales; Papaveraceae. Bases 305 to 1960 code for a protein of 551 amino acids. Gene Ontology annotation, biological process: regulation of pH; sodium ion transport; proton transmembrane transport. Gene Ontology annotation, molecular function: sodium:proton antiporter activity. The transcript has 15 exons. The record is from RefSeq and is a predicted model, not a curated record.
ACACGCACCUAUAAAAUGGAAAUAAUUGGUUUCAAAUCUCUUCCACUUCACCCAUCUUCUCUUCUUCUUCUUCUCUCCUAUAGACUGCCUUGCUGUCUGUCUCAUUAAGCUCUUCUUCUAGUUCCUUCUGAAUCUCCCUCCCUGUACAUCAAGGUAUUGAGUUUCUGCGAAAUUCACUGAAGAUUUGUCGUUUGCGGAGAGAUCUUUAUUGUGAAUGGACAGCUCGGAAAUAUAAUCCGAGCUUUGAAAAAGAAAAAACUGGUUUUUAGGUUGAAUUGAAUUUGAAUUUGAAUUGUUGGUAAAGAUGAUUACCAUGGCACCGGAGCUUACCUUGGUCUUCAAAAGUUUGGACAUGUUAGGAGCUUCUGAUCAUGCUACCGUGGUUUCAAUUACAUUAUUUGUUACCCUUCUUUGCGCUUGUAUAGUUAUAGGUCAUUUACUCGAGGAGAAUCGGUGGAUGAAUGAAUCCAUUACAGCCAUUGCUAUUGGUUUGUGUACAGGAGUUGUAAUUCUAUUAACUACAGGAGGAAAAAGUUCGCAUAUUCUAGUGUUUAGUGAAGAUCUUUUCUUUAUAUAUCUACUUCCUCCUAUUAUUUUCAAUGCUGGUUUCCAGGUUAAAAAGAAACAAUUCUUUCGCAACUUUAUGACAAUCAUGCUGUUUGGUGCAAUUGGUACACUGAUAUCUUUUGCCAUCAUCUCUCUCGGUGCAACACAAAUAUUUAAGAAGCUGGAUAUUGGUCCUCUGGAAUUAGGAGAUUAUCUUGCCAUCGGAACAAUCUUUUCUGCCACAGAUUCUGUUUGCACCUUACAGGUGCUUAAUCAGGAUGAGACACCACUACUAUACAGUUUGGUCUUCGGCGAAGGUGUUGUUAAUGACGCGACUUCUGUGGUGCUCUUCAAUGCAAUUCAGGACUUUGAUCUUACUCACAUCAAUUCUAAAAUCGCAUUGCAAUUUUUUGGGAACUUCUCAUAUUUAUUUAUCAUAAGUACACUGCUUGGAGCCUUUGCUGGACUUUUGAGUGCAUACAUCAUUAAAAAGCUAUAUUUUGGCAGGCAUUCUACUGAUCGUGAGGUUGCGCUGAUGAUACUUAUGGCUUACCUUUCUUAUAUGCUAGCCGAGUUAUUCCACCUAAGUGCAAUUCUCACAGUGUUCUUUUGUGGGAUUGUGAUGUCCCACUACACCUGGCAUAAUGUAACAGAGAGUUCACGAGUCACUACCAAGCAUGCUUUUGCGACACUGUCAUUCAUGGCUGAGAUAUUUAUCUUUCUUUAUGUUGGUAUGGACGCGUUGGACAUUGAGAAGUGGAGAUUUGUUAGAAGUAGUCCCGGGAAGUCAAUUGGAGUGAGUGCAAUAUUGCAAGGCUUGGUUCUGAUCGGAAGAGCAGCUUUUGUUUUCCCUCUGUCAUUUUUGUCCAACUUAACUAAGAAGACUCAAAACGAAAAGAUUACUUUCAAUCAACAAAUUACUAUAUGGUGGGCUGGUUUGAUGCGAGGCGCUGUAUCUGUUGCGCUUGCUUAUAAUCAGUUUACAAGGGCAGGCCACACUCAACUGCGUGGAAAUGCUAUUAUGAUCACCAGCACAAUUACUGUUGUUCUAUUCAGCACAGUGGUAUUUGGUUUGAUGACUAAACCUCUGGUAAAGCUGUUACUACCUCCGCCGAAACCUUUCAGCAGUAUGUUGUCAUCAGAGCCAAAUAGUCCAAAAUCCUUCAUUGUGCCACUUCUUGAGAACGGACAAGAGUCCGAAAUCGACUUUGGUGCUCGUAAUAUCCUUCGCCCAUCCAGUAUUCGCAUGCUUCUCUCCACCCCAACUCAUACUGUCCAUCGCUAUUGGCGCAAGUUCGAUAAUGCAUUCAUGCGUCCCGUAUUUGGUGGCAGAGGUUUUGUCCCCUUUGUUCCCGGCUCACCAAUUGAACAAAGUUUACAUCAAAAAGAGGAAGAAACAGAAACACAGACGUAAAACAAAACAAUACAGAGUCAAUUUUAUACAAUCUAGAAAAAAGGAACACCCUUCGUAUCUCCAAACAGGAUAGCAAGCUAGCAUGGGUUUGAUGAGUUUUUUUUUUAGUGUGAAUUGUUAAUUCAAUGUUGAUGCAGUGUGUGCUACACAAGCUGUUUGUAAUUUCUUUCUUUUUUUUCUUCUGGGUCAUAUAUUGAAAUUUAGCAUCAUAUAUUUUUUGUAUCGUGAUCGAUCAAUUGCUCGAUGGUCGAUUGUCAUAGGGUUGUCCAGUAGGUUUUGUUUUCCGUUAUAUUCUUAUAUGACCUUUCAGCUUUCAAAUAUUUAUUUUGUAUGUAUAAAUGGAUGGAAAAUUUAAUGUAACUAAUUUAUCUUUUGUUCUUGGCUUAA